AUGCGUCGCUUUUCUCAAAUCGUAUUUACAUAUAAAAUAAUAGAAAUGGAUCUUUGUUUGGGUAGUACAAAUGUUAUUACUCCACGAGAUAUUGAUGAAUUUGACUUCUGGGCAUGGUCAGAGUAUCCUCGUCUUAUAUCAAGGCUUAUAUAUUUAUGGUGUAAUCAUAAAACACUUAUUGGUCCUUGUAAUAUGCAAAGUAAUAAAUGUUCAUCAUGUUUUACAAUCGAGGGUCAUCAAAAAGCUCGCCGAAGAGUUUGUCGUACCAAGCAAGUUGAUUACAUGAGUAGUGAUUUCACAGAACCUCUUGUAAUUGGCUGCUGGAGAACACCAACUCGGCAUUCGCUAUAUUGUGAAUUGCAUCAAACUGAUAAAAAAUCAGCUGAAAAAUCAACAAAUAAUCGAAAAACUACUAGUUAUAAGUUAAGGAAUUCAAGAACAUGGAAGUGA
Molecule: messenger RNA, 450 nt
Organism: Rotaria socialis
Lineage: Eukaryota; Metazoa; Rotifera; Eurotatoria; Philodinida; Philodinidae
Source: the annotation of a GenBank genome assembly